AUGGGGAGUUGCCAGUGUCGUAAAUUCUGUGAAUCUGAGCAAGUUAAUUCCAAUACACACUUACAAGAAAUAGCAACUAAUGAUGAUUAUAGGGUUAAUAAUUAGGAAGGAGCCGUUAAAGAUUUGUUUAUAAAGAUAAAGACUUGGCAAAAGGAAUCAUUUUCACUUUUUGAUUAUGAAAACCAGAGUCAUUUGAAAGAGUAGAACUUUUAAGUAAAUAGGUUAAUUAUAAAAGAUAAGCAAGGGAGGAUACUUAAUUAAAAACAAUAACGAAUUAUAAUGGAUUGAUGAUGAUGUAGAUUGGAAUAAGAGUGUAAUUAAAUAGGAACAGAUUCUAUUCAGAAUAGAUAAAAAUGAUGGAAUUUUCAGCAUAAUAAAUAAAAGAGGAGAAUGCAAAUAAAAUUAUGAAGACGACAAGUAGGAAUAAACUACAAAAUAUCAUGGUGAUAAUAAAGAUUUUUAAUAAUCGGAAAAUCUGGAUUAAUUGGAAGGAGAUGAAUUUCAUUAGCCAAAUGAUUUAAUUAAGAAAUACAGUCAUCAUUAAAAAAUCAGUAUGAGUUAGAGAACUAAUACUAAAUUAAUGGAGAAAGGAAGUAAAUUAUGGUUGGUUGUAAGAUCCAUGCAAUCAAUGAUGAGCAACAAUGGAAUCAAAUUAAAAGAAGGGGAUGUCAUAAAGAUGGGCAGAGUGAAAUUCAAGAUCAGAGAAAUUCAGUUAAAUUAAAGAUAAUUAAUGUAAUCUUUCUCUUUUUAUUGAAAGAUAAGAUUCAGAUUCUGCAAAAUCUAGUUAAACUGAUGCAAUUACAUGCAGAGUCUGCUGCAGUAGUGCAUAUAGCAGAUCGAAUCCACUUGUAAAUCCAUGCAAAUGUACUGGCUCUAUUAAAUAUAUACAUCUUAACUGUUUAAAAAAAUGGUUAAAGUCUAAAUUCCAAACAAAAUAAAGUGAUCAUUGUAUCAUUUAUAUGUGGAAGAAUUUGGAGUGCGAAUUGUGUAAAUUUAAUUAUCCCCCCAUUUUCAAAAGUGAUGAAGGGGUAUUUGAUUUAAUAGAAUUGAGUAAACCUACAGAAUAUCCUUAUAUUCUGAUGGAAAUCACUUAGAAAAGAUAUGAAGUAUUUAUAAUUCCGAUAAUCACAUAGGAAAUGUAAGAAAAUAAUAUGAGUGAAGAUACUUAAUGGAAUCAAUGCAAUGGGGUCUAUAUCAUUUCUUUUGAUAAUAAUAGUGGUGAAGCAGAAAACAUCAGAAUCAAUGAGUUGAAG
This is a messenger RNA of Paramecium octaurelia, 1253 nucleotides long. NCBI's taxonomy places the organism in Eukaryota, Ciliophora, Oligohymenophorea, Peniculida, Parameciidae. The record is from the annotation of a GenBank genome assembly.